CAGCGGUGAGGGCGGAAGGUUAGUGCUGCUCCAGACGUGGUGGUGGGAGGUUGUGUUGUCUCUCGCCGCGGGGAACUCUUACUGAAGUCUCGCACACGGAUUACCGGGAAUAAUUACACAGUGAUUGUUACGUGAGAUAUAGUGCAAGUGAAAAAUUAAUGGCUUGAUUCUCGCCUCGCCGUGUUUAGUGUGGAUUCCAGGGGGAAAAAAGAUUUGUUUCAAAAAGAUUCGUGUCGCCAACCAUACCUGACACCUGGAGCUGCCGUAACACCCACUGUCACGGUGUAAAGGUGGCGUGGGAGUUGAACGACAAGAUGAGGGUGUCUCCAUCGUCAGCCCUGCGUCAGGAGUCGUUAAUCCUGCGUCAGGAGUCGUCAGCCCUGCACCAGGAGGAGGCAGCGUGUGCUCUGGUGUUGGGUGGCGCAGCCCCGCCUCACUAGUCUUCCACGGCCCACACCACAAACACUUCAGGUGACACAGACAAGUGGUAGACUCUUGGAGGUGCGUCCAUCGUGUGGACGUGUUGAGGUCCAGUGUGGGCGUGUGGCGGUCCAGUGUGGGCGUUGUAGGGCAGGUGCGUGGGCGUGUGUAAUGGUGGGGUGUGACCGUCACCCAGGAAGAUGAGUUCGAGUGACGUGGGCGCAGUGGUGGGGGCGGUGCAGUGGGGGGACGAAGGUUCCUAUGUGAGGGAGGUGGCCGCCCGUGGCCCUCUGCCUCAGCUGGCCAAGGUCAUCAAAGGCCAGUACUUGGGCGUGGGCGUGCCUUCAUUGGCCAACCCUGGCCUCGCCUCCACCCUCCUCCUGUUGUCUGCUGGCCGUGGACUACGCGUCGCUGCGCAGUGCGUCAAGUUCAAGGAAGGACGACGUGUUGUUCCCGUCGGCCCCAAGUUGAUUAUCCCGGAGACUUACGAUGGCUUCUUCGAGAUCCUUAGCGAGGACGGACGUGCUGUUCGUUGCAUGGAGAGCGUCUCUGAACUAGCCAAGCGCUUUCCAGAUUCUGCACUAGUCCGGGAGAACAUGAAAGCAUAUGUUUCACGAUCUGAUGACGUUGAGACCAUUACCGAGAAGUCUCGAGCUGUCCAGGCAGGUGAGACACUAGUUCUUGUAGGCGAAGUCAUUGGCUCCAAGAACAGUGGCAAAAAUCAACACCGUUUUCUACGCUGUUUCGACCAAGCAGGACAGAAUGUUUAUCUUCCUUAUGACUCCAGAGGAAAGUUUUCAGCAAUAGCUAAGGAAGACAACAUUAGCGGCGUACACAGCAUCCGUAACUUGCUCAACAAGCGGCUGCCUUUGAUGGUCCGCAUGGUGCACGGCCGGCCACCCGUCGGGGCCAAGGCUGCCGCUCAGUUUCUGCCGGAGCUCAGACUCUUCGCUGCAUUUUCAGAGGAGCCGCUGGCGGCGUUACCUCUUGGAAAGGACGCGCCACUCAUCUUGCUUCCUCCCGCAGCCCCGCUCAAGCUGGCACAUGCCCGCAACGCUGACCACGUGGAGAAGACAAAAGAGUUUAUGAGGCUGUGUGAACGUGCUACUGCCCUUCUGCAAGAAGUGGCAGACAGGAUACAUGUUUAUGACGUCUCAAUGGGCAACAAAGGUGGCAUGCGGGAUCCCCGCUUUUCUAACUGGCCAGACCAGAACAAGAACCGCCAUAAGCAUCAUCACCAUCACAACCACCACCGUGCUCACCACCGCACCAAGAGUCCUCCUGAGACCAAACAGUCCACAGGUGACAACGCUCCCGAUGAUUACGAUGAAAUUGAUCAGAUCUACGACUACGUCAGGGGUUUCGCUCCGCUGCCGAAACACAUCAAAUCUCCGUACGCCAGCGAGGAGCACUCCACGCCCAGCCGACGGCCGCAACCGCCACCACCAGUAUCUCCAGACAGGGCUGACGUGAGACCAACGCCACCGCCCAUAGAGACUAUUCCAACACGUCGCGGGGACCUGAGACCCUUUGAGAAAUUGUCUCCCUCUGUCCACCCAGCACUCAUAUCUGCUGCUCUGGAUCGUGCAGCAGAGCGUAGGGUCGAGAAGCGUUCCAGGAAAUCAGACGAGAAGAAAUCUGGGAUACAGCAGCAGCAACAGCAGCAGCAGCCGCAGCAAGUUCAGCAAUCACAACAGCAGUCUCCUGGGCAGCUGUCGUCGCCUGUAACCCCACUUCAGGAGAACAAACCCAGUAACAACAAACUUUUCGUGAAGGCUUCACAGCAACGAUCACAGAAGACACGAGUGUUCAGGCACAAGAGUGCAUCGCCAGUUAAGGAAGCUCUGAUGGAAGUUGGAAGCCUGGGUCCAGGGAACGGCAUUGGACCUGUGGGCGGCGUGGGGGGUGGGUCGUCACCAUCUCCACUCUUCAAGCUCCGUUACAAGUCCCUCACAAACCUGGCUAUGGAUUUCGACACACUGGACUCGAGCACCUCCGGCGGAAAAGGUUCGGCAGAUUCUGGUGGAUCUGCAGCCAUCAAGGCCAAAUUACCAGAGAAGCGAAGCCGCAAGUUGACUCGGCCAAAGAGCCUGACCAACCUGGUGUGGGACGGGCGGGGAGGGCCUUCAGAGUCCCUGGGGAUGAGUGGCACCGCCAGGGCGCUCCUAGAGGCUGAGAGGAAGCUGAGGCUGGAGCCAGGAGUGUACAGACAUGCCAGGGAGACACCAGCCAUGCUGGCUGCCACCUCCAGACUCCUCGCCUCACAGAAGAAGAUAGGAACACUUUACUUAUGAGGUAAGUGCUCCAACAUUCC
Cherax quadricarinatus is the source of this 2734-nucleotide messenger RNA. NCBI's taxonomy places the organism in Eukaryota, Metazoa, Arthropoda, Malacostraca, Decapoda, Parastacidae. The record is from RefSeq and is a predicted model, not a curated record.